Messenger RNA from Cuscuta campestris, 1575 nucleotides. The record is from the annotation of a GenBank genome assembly. NCBI's taxonomy places the organism in Eukaryota, Viridiplantae, Streptophyta, Magnoliopsida, Solanales, Convolvulaceae.
CCUAAAGAACAGACUUUAAAUCAUGGGACUUUGUUGUAUUUUUGGCCUUGGAAGAUUCCGUUUUAGUUUCUCAUCAAACUUACAUUUUGGCUACAUUUGUUAGUGGAGCGGGGACGACACAGAUCGACUAUCUUCUCUUGCGCAGGUGUGAUCGGGUGCUCUGCAAGGAUGCUAAAGUAAUUCCGAGUGAAAACGUCACUACCCAACACAAGCUUCUCGUGAUGGAUGUUAUGAUCAGGUGGGAGAAACAUAGGAGAGCUUUGAGUGGCAACACACAAAUCAGGUGGAGGAGACUAAGUGCGGAGAACAUCGCUGAGUUGACCAGGCGAGUGCAGGAGAAAGGUGCGUGGGAAUCGACCGGAGAGGCUAUAGAUAUGUGGGUGCGGACUGCUAACUGCAUCAGGGAAUCAGCCAGGGAAGUGUUAGGUGUGAGCUCUGGCUCUGGGAGUAGGCGUCGGGGUGAUUGGUGGUGGAUCGAUUCAGUCCGAAGUAAGGUGGAAGCUAAGAAGGUGGCGUAUUUGAGGUACAUGGGCUGCAAUGUUGAGGAGGAAAGAGCGGCGUUGCGAGUGGAGUACAAGAAAGCGCCAUGGAUGCCUGAUGAGUGGAGGGAGAGUCUCUUGGUCCCUCUGUUUAAAGGCAAAGGUGACAUUCAGAGCUGCGAGAAUUACAGAGGCAUCAAACUGCUUAGCCACACCAUGAAGGUUUGGGAGCGAGUUAUUGAGUAUAGGGUGCGGAAAGAGGUUUGCAUCUCGGAGAACCAGUUUGGUUUCAUGCCUGGCAGAUCGACUACAGAGGCCAUUCAUCUCGUGAGGAGGUUAAUGGAAGAGUAUAGGGCUAGGAAGAAGGACCUUCAUAUGGUGUUUAUUGACCUUGAGAAGGCGUAUGAUAGGGUGCCAAGGGAGGGAUGGGGUUACACCAAGGGUCUGCUCAAGGGGAUGGACGUCCUAACUCAAGGGGUUCAAGACGGGGUCCCAUGGUGCAUGCUUUUCGCGGAUGAUAUUGUGCUUAUCGACGACACGCGUGAGGGACUAAAUGAUAAGUUGGAAUUAUGGCGCCUUGCCCUUGAGACUAAAGGAUUCAUAAUAAGUAGGAACAAGACUGAAUACAUGGAAUGUCGUUUCAGCGGCCGGGAUACAGAAUCUGAGGUGGAAGUCAAGAUUGACUCUCACCUAGUACCUAAGGUAGACAGGUUUCGUUAUCUUGGCUCGGUAAUUCAGGCGGAUGGGCAGUUAGAUGCAGAUGUUGGACAUCGGGUUGGAGUGGCUUGGGCCAAAUGGCGGUUAGCUUCAGGGGUGUUGUGUGAUCCGAAGAUUUCGCCUAGAAUGAAAGGUAAGUUCUAUCGAUCCGUAGUCAGACCUGCUAUGUUAUAUGGGGCAGAGUGUUGGGCGGUUAAGAAGACUCAUGUGCGUUGUCUGCAUGCGGCGGAGAUGCGGAUGUUACGAUGGAUGUGCGGGAAGACAAGGUUGGAUAUGAUUUCGAAUGAGGUUAUCCGACGUCAAGUAGGUAUGGCACCGGUGAAGACAAGUUGCGGGAAGCGAGGUUGAGGGGUGAAUGGAAUAAAGGGAGGGUUUAAUU